AUGUCUACACUGUCCUACAAAAAACAGGAUGCAUACAGCACGUCUGGUGUGCCUGACAAAAUGGCAGUUUUCCAGGAAUGUCUACAACAGUUUAAUGCUACACCUGUCAAUGCAAAAAAAUGUAGACAAUUACUAGCAAAAUUAUUAAGAUUAAUUUAUAAUGGUGAAGAAUUUCCUGCUCAAGAGUCAACUACAUUAUUCUUUUCUAUAUCAAAAUUAUUUCAACAUAAAGAUGAAUCAUUGAGACAAUUGGUUUACUUAACUAUAAAAGAAUUAUCGCAAACAUCAGAUGAUAUUUUAAUGGUUACUUCAUCAAUAAUGAAAGAUAUUCAAGGUAAUGAUGCCGUAUACAAACCAAAUGCCAUUAGAACUUUGUCAAAAGUCUUGGACCCAACUACUGUCACAGCGGCUGAAAGAUUGUUUAAAAAUGCAAUUGUUGAUAAAAAUCCAAUAGUUUCUUCAGCAGCUUUAAUUUCAUCAUAUAACUUGUUACCGCAUGCUAAGGAUGUUGUUAAAAGAUUUGGGAAUGAAACUUUAGAAACUAUAUCAUCAUAUAAGUCAUUCCCACCAAAUCAAUUUCAAUUACACGAAUAUUAUGGAAAUGCUACUUCUAAUUUACCUUCCACUUCGUAUAUGUAUCAAUAUCAUGCUUUGGGAUUAAUUUAUCAAUUGAGAAAUCAUGAUAAAAUGUCGUUGAUGAAAUUAAUAAGUUCCUUAUCUGAGGGAUCUUCAUUGAAGAAUUCAUUAUCAAUUAUUCAAUUGAUUAGAUAUAUUAACAAAAUUUUAAUUGAUGAUGAGGGUUUAUUUACUCAUUUAUAUCCCAUAUUAGCAGGAUUCUUAAAACAUAAAUCAGAUAUGGUUGAGUUGGAAGCUUGCAAGACUUUAAUCAAUUUACAAUAUUUGUUAAAUGAUGAUCAAUAUAUGCAAAUUGUUACAACAUUGCAAAAGUUAUUAGGUGUCCCAAGAACUGCUACUCGAUUUGCAGCUAUUAGAUUGAUUAACAAGAUCUCUAUCAAACAUCCAGAAAAAAUAUUGGUAAUUAAUUUGGAACUUGAAAGUCUAAUUAAUGAUUCAAAUAGAUCUAUAUCGACAUUGGCCAUUACGACACUUCUCAAAACCAUGGGAGCUGGUACUAUUGAUAAUGGAUCAGGUGAAAGCGUUGAUAGAUUAAUUACCAAGAUGACAUCAUUAAUGGAUGAAAUUACCGAGGAUUUUAAAAUUGUAAUCAUUGAAGCUAUUGAAAAUCUAGCUUUAAAAUUUCCAUCCAAGCAUAAAAAGUUAGUUUCAUUCCUCACAGAUUUAUUAAGAGAUGAUGGUUCAUUAGAAUUGAAAACAACUAUCGUUGAUGCAUUAUUUGAUUUAAUUAAAUUUUUACCAAAUGAAGGAGCUAAACAAUUGAUCUUAAUGAAUCUUUGUGAAUUCAUUGAAGAUUGUGAAUUCACCGAAUUAUCAGUUCGUAUAUUACAUUUAUUAGGAGAUGAAGGUCCAACUACUUCAAAUCCGUCAUAUUAUAUCAGACACAUUUAUAAUCGAUUAGUUCUUGAGAACUCAAUUGUUAGAUCUUCAGCUGUUAUCUCCUUAGCCAAAUUUGCUGCUGUUUGUGGUGGAGAUGUUUCCAAAAAUAUCAUUAUCUUAUUAACUAGAUGUUUGAACGAUGUUGAUGAUGAAGUUAGAGAUAGAGCAGCUAUAUCGUUAAAUUUCAUAAACAAGAAGAAAAAAGACCUAAUUGUUAAUGAUUCCAAAUACGAUUUGAAUGUUUUAGAAAACAAGCUUAUCAACUACUUGAAUACUCAAAAUUUUAAUGAUAAAUUUGAUAUAUCAGAAAUUCCAGCUAUUUCUCAAGAAGAAUUAAAAUCAAUCGAAUACAAUAGAAAAUUAAAUAAAUUAGACCGUGAAAGCAAUGAAUCAAACAUAGAACAACCAGAACCUAAAAAGGAGGAAGUUUCAGAGAAUGCAAAUGAACUCUUAAAACACCAAGAAUAUGCUCAAGAAUUAUCAGCUAUACCUGAAAUUGAACCAUAUGGUAAACUCACAAGAUCCACUACUCCAAUAUAUUUGACAGAUAAAGAAAAUGAAAUUGUCGUAAGUGUAAUCAAACAUUUCUUUAUUGAAUCUCAAAAAUUGGUUUUACAAUAUAAUAUAAAUAAUACUUUACCAAAUAUCUUAUUGCAAGAUUUAUCAGUGAUUGCACAACCAGAUAAUGAUUUAUAUCAAGAAGAUUUUAUAAUUCCUUUGGAAGAGUUAAAACCUGAUGGAACUGGCGUUGUGUAUGUUUCAUUUAGUGCACCAAGUGUUGAAGAAGAUUUAUUAAGUGGAUUCGGAAACACAAUAGUAUACACUAAUAGAGAUUUAGACGAAGAUGGAAAUGUAGAUUCAUCAGAUGAUGGAUGGUCAGAUGAAUAUCAAAUUGAUGAUUUGUAUUUAUUUGCAGGAGACUUUAUCAAUCCUUUAUACAAUUCAAAUUUUACAGAAAUAUUUGAUCAAUUACCUAAUUCAAAUGAUUCAACUGGAUAUAUCCAAGCAGAUUCUUUAGAAGGGGCAGUGAACAAAUUAAGAUCUCAAUUGAAUAUGUUGCCAUUAGAUGGAUCAGAUUUUGUUGCAAAUGAUUCUAAUUCUCAUACCUUAAAAUUAUUAGGUAAAGAUGUUUGGGGAGGUAAAGUUGGAUUAUCCAUAAGGUUAGCUAAAACUGGUGGUAAAAUCGUUGGUAGAAGUGAAAUUAAAACAGAAACCGAAAAUUUUGGAACAAUUGUGUCAAGUAGUAUAUAUGAUUAA
Lodderomyces pseudojiufengensis is the source of this 2772-nucleotide messenger RNA. RefSeq names its product coatomer subunit gamma (gene SEC21). NCBI's taxonomy places the organism in Eukaryota, Fungi, Ascomycota, Pichiomycetes, Serinales, Debaryomycetaceae. Gene Ontology annotation, cellular component: Golgi membrane; endoplasmic reticulum; endoplasmic reticulum-Golgi intermediate compartment. Gene Ontology annotation, molecular function: structural molecule activity. The transcript has a single exon. Gene Ontology annotation, biological process: intracellular protein transport; endoplasmic reticulum to Golgi vesicle-mediated transport; intra-Golgi vesicle-mediated transport. The coding region runs from base 1 to 2772 and encodes 923 amino acids. The record is from RefSeq and is a predicted model, not a curated record.